CUGCUCAAAGCAUCAAUCAAUCGAAAGACACUGAGCAAAGAUGCAACUCAAUCUUGGAGCGAUUUUUCUGGCCUUCCUUGGAGUAAUGGUCGCUGCUUCAUCUGCCAGGGUCCAAGCCCAGCCACAUCACCACCGGGGACCCAUUUUCGACACGAGGCCGUCGCCCUUCAAUCCCAAUGCUCCUGGUCCCAGCCCGCCUUAUCGCGGAUGAAUAAAAAAAGGAUAAUGGAAAAGUUCUGUCAGAUGUCGUUAACACAUUGAGCGAUUUAAUGCAAUUAAAGCCAAACUGUACAUCAAA
Molecule: messenger RNA, 298 nt
Organism: Drosophila bipectinata
Lineage: Eukaryota; Metazoa; Arthropoda; Insecta; Diptera; Drosophilidae
Gene: Mtk
Product: Metchnikowin
Biological process (GO): antifungal humoral response; antibacterial humoral response
Source: RefSeq, a predicted model, not a curated record